This is a messenger RNA of Erythranthe guttata (spotted monkey flower), 642 nucleotides long. The record is from RefSeq and is a predicted model, not a curated record. Lineage: Eukaryota; Viridiplantae; Streptophyta; Magnoliopsida; Lamiales; Phrymaceae.
AUGGGGAAACGAAAAAGCACCGGUGGGUCGUCUUCUUCGUCCAAACGACGACCAUCUCGACCAGCAACCACGUCUUCGGCAGCUCCUCCGCCGCGUCGCCGCUCCGAUGACCGCCAUGUCUUCGGGGAGCCAUGUGAUGCCGUGCCCCUUGCUUUUUGGGAGCCCCCGCUCCUUCUCACGGCUGCCUCUGCUGAGAAUUUUGGGAAUCUGCCCGUUGUUGUGGGUCAUAGGGUCUCUCCACCGCCAUCGCCGCUAGUGACGCCACAGUCGCCGCCAGUGACGCCGCCGUCACCCUUCAACUAUUCUCCACCGUCUUCUCCGCUGCCACACUCUCCGGCUGCCCAAUCGUCUCCACCACCAGUUGAACCGACAUCGCCGCCGUCGUCAACCACCGCACCGGCUUCACCCCCACCGCCGCCAUCCUCGUCGGUCAACAAAGGCAAGGGCCCUGCCACCACACCACCGCCGCUCCGUCGCUCUCGUCGACGUGCUACUCACUCUGCCUCGUCUUCCGCUCAACCCACCACCUCUGAUGACUCUGCACCCGAUCCCGUGGUGCCUAUAUCUACCGUCGAUGCCUUUAAUUCUCGGUUCUUUCUCCGAGCGCAUCAAACCCGGUGGCGUCUGUCAAGUGGUUCAUGA